AGCAGGACGGGGACGUAAUUAAUACAGUGAUACAAGCCCACAAGGACAUUGUCAGCUAAACUGUUGCCAAGAAAAGGAUAGGCAUACGAAGUCGCCAGAAGCUAAGCUCUAAUUUUCGACCUCCUCCUAGCGCCACCCUAUAUGCCUUCAGCCCUUUCCGCUACGCCCAGGGGUUCGCUCUCAAACGCCAGCAUUGGAUGGGCGUCUUUAUGCGGACCCUUGCCUAGUCGUGCUCGGAAUGAGAAACUCCCAGGGAUACGGCCCGGCCAACUUUCCAACGAAAGUUGAGUUUUACUUCGAUCUGGAGUAUUUAGGUUUACUCCUAAAUACGUAUGAAACUCUUAUUUCAAAACAUUGCGGGUCCCCAACUUCCUCCCGCCGGAUCGGGCGGCCCUUUGAGACCCGCCAGCCGUGCAGCAAAGCGACUACCCGAGUAUCAGCGAUGCUUCCCGUAGUAUCCGUCAUCGAGAGAUCGGCCACCUUAAAGCAGAGGCGGCGGCCGCGGGAACUUCAGGGAAGCUCCGCCUACUGAAUCUUUCAGAGGGCUCCCGCACCAAACACGGAACUACAGCAUGUGGGAACGAGACUUACUCUAUGUCGUUGAGAGGGGACCUUUCCCCUUGUCCCUAUACGUAACUUCCGGCUUCCUGUUCCGCAAAACUUAACUCUGCCGGUCUUUGCUUUUAUUGACUUGAUUUAUUGAUUUUGAUUUGAUUUAUUGACUUGAUUUUGUCUUCUCCCCCCCCCUCCCAUUUCCCAGGGUUUGUUGGAGAAUUCAGGUAAUCCAUCGGGUGAGGGAAGCGGUGACUCCGUCGCCCUUUUAGGGAGUUUUUCGGGGCGUCAUUUGGAGGAAGACCCUGUAUCUAUGUCCCAAAAUCAGAAGGAGUUGGUAGGCCUGGGUCGGCUUGAAUACUUGCAAGCCUUAGUUACUGAAUUCCAAGUGACAGAUAACUCAGAUGCCAAAGAGCAAGUGUUGGCUAAUCUGGCCAAUUUUGCUUAUGACCCUCAAAAUUAUGAAUAUCUGCGGCAGCUCAGGGUCUUGGAUCUGUUUCUGGACAUGCUGACUGAGGACAAUGACAAUCUUGUGGAAUUUGCACUUGGAGGACUGUGUAAUCUCUGCCUGGACAAAAUCAACAAAGACUAUAUACUAGAGGCGGGUGGGGUGUCAGCUGUUGUCAACUGUCUGGCCAGUGCCAACGAAGAGACUGUCCUGUCUGCAGUUACAACUCUGAUGUACUUGUCCACACCUCAGUCUCGCCAAGAGAUCACCGUCCUCCCUGUGAUUGAGUGCAUGCUGCGCUUCUCCCUCUCAACCAACAGAAGGCUGAAAAACCUGGCCACUAUUUUCCUUGAGGACUAUUGCAGUCCCCUUCAGGUGGAGGAGGCCAGGAGCCUCACCAGGCACACAGCCAUCGGAAUUCCACUGCCCAAGAUGGAGGCAGCCCAGGAGGCAGCCAACGAGAUCCUCCCUGAAUGAGGAGCAGAAUUCUUUCCUGUCACACAUCCCAGAGGAAAAGAGAAAGAACUCGCUACAGGUAUUCUGCUUUAAAAAUGACUGUAAAUAGUCCUGAGAGUUUCCUUGGGAGGCAUACAGUGGAUUUUCAGAUGGGUUCCUUUCAUGUUCUGAUGUGCUUUUCAAUUCAUUUUCAGGUUAUUUAGAAAUACGAACCAGUUGCUAUGAACCAGUUGCUAAAGGGCCUUGAUAACUAUUCUAGACUGUUUGUAAAAGACAGCUGGGAGAAUAUAUAUAUAUGAACAAAAGAGCUCUGAAAAUGUAAGACAGCU
This is a messenger RNA of Crotalus tigris (Tiger rattlesnake), 1785 nucleotides long. It is a transcript of the gene ARMC7, whose product is annotated as armadillo repeat containing 7. Gene Ontology annotation, molecular function: protein binding. The record is from RefSeq and is a predicted model, not a curated record. NCBI's taxonomy places the organism in Eukaryota, Metazoa, Chordata, Lepidosauria, Squamata, Viperidae. The transcript is spliced from 4 exons. Bases 866 to 1477 code for a protein of 203 amino acids.